Iphiclides podalirius (scarce swallowtail) is the source of this 264-nucleotide messenger RNA. Lineage: Eukaryota; Metazoa; Arthropoda; Insecta; Lepidoptera; Papilionidae. The record is from the annotation of a GenBank genome assembly.
AUGGGCCCGCUGUGGGAACGCCACCGCGGGUGCUCAGUCAUCCCGUUCGCCGCAGAUCAAUUGACGGACUCGUCGCACGACUGCAUCAGGGAACGCUCCGCUCGGCAUUGUUCCGCGUCGAGAAAUUCCGAAUUCGCGGGUUCGGAAUUCGAAAGGGAAAAAGCGGGAAAUGUCGAACGAAACGCGGGGAAGGCGCGGGCACGGGGAGGUGGGCGUGGCGGGGCGGGGCGGGGCCCUAGCGCGCACAUGUUCCACAGAAUCAAA